This is a messenger RNA of Trypanosoma grayi, 1323 nucleotides long. RefSeq lists its product as hypothetical. The record is from RefSeq and is a predicted model, not a curated record. The coding region runs from base 1 to 1323 and encodes 440 amino acids. NCBI's taxonomy places the organism in Eukaryota, Euglenozoa, Kinetoplastea, Trypanosomatida, Trypanosomatidae. The transcript has a single exon.
AUGAUGGCGACAGUGUGCCGCGUUGUGUGUGUGUUGGCCGCUGCUCUGUGCUGCACGGCCUUGUGCGUGGCUGCUGCUGCUGCUGCUGGUGAGAUACCUCACACCGAUGCGGAGAUGCCCACAGCUGAAAAAGGUGUAGAAAAGAGGAUUACUGAGAAAAAGGCGGAAGUGAAGAAAAGGCAGGGCAUGGUUGAUAGGGCGGUGAGAGGCGCUUUGGCCGCUGGAGAUGCUCAGGCUGCACUGCAGAUGGCGAAGGAAGCUCUGACGAAGGCCAAGCAGGAAGUGGAAGAGGCCAUUAAGAAUGCUGAAGCUGACGAAGGUAUGGCUAUGAGUUUUAUGGAUUCAGCUAAAGUGGUGGAAGCUGUGGUGAACUCACUGAAGGGACGCGUGGGACAAACCGUAAGCACGCCGACGGCUUCACCAGCAGGUACAAAGGGACCAAGUGCAGAAACUGUAAGUGCAAAUUUGAGUAGCAUCACAGAAUUACUGCCGAGGGCGAAAGGUGCAAAGGCAAAGGCUGGAACUGUACUGCAGAACGCCAAGGACGCAGUGUUGAAAGCAGAAGAGGCGCUAAAAUUGUUUGGUUGGGCGGAGGCGAAUGCAACAGAUGCGGAUCUGUACGUCAAGGAUGCAGUGGGGGCUGCAAAGGCAAGAGUGACGGCUGCCAGGACAUUGGCUGAUACUUGCCUUCUUCACGCGGAGAGGGCAUACAAUGCAUCGCUGGCGGUUGAGAAAUCAGUGACCGAGAUAAAUACAGCGGCGCAGGAGUCUAUCAGCGUGGCAAAAACACUUGAUAAAAACGGAAAUAAGGUAGAGGCAAAUGAAAAGCUGCGUGAUGCGUGGAAAAAAGCGAGGAAAGCUCAUAAAGACAUUUUUCUCUCAUUAUCGCUUUUCAGAGAUGUACAACACUUUGGUGUAGACGCCGCGGAGACUUCCGUGAAAGAAAUAUCCUCCAUUUUUGCUCAACUAGAGAGCGCGACAAGUACUCUGAAACAAAGUGGGACUUCGCGGUUAAGAGCUGACGCUGCGCUGAAGGAAGUAAUGCGGGCAUUGGAGCAGCUUCAGGGAGAGGCACAGAAGUUGGGCCUUCCGGAUGGUAAACAGAUUGAAGAGAAGCAGUCUAAACACGAUGCAGAAAAGAAGGAGAAGUCACACCCCUCCGCAACAGAUGCCAUCCCCGCCCAUGCGCCUGCGCCGAACAACAACAACGUUGCGGACGGCAACAGUCUUCUUGCCCUUAAGAAUGAUGGCAGCAGUAGCAGUGCAACGAGACUGUGCCAACCGCUGAUGCUCCUGCUGAUGGCAUAUGUGGCUCUGUGGUAA